AAGUGCAAGCGUCGGUAGACAGAGACUACACGCUGCGCCAUUGUUGUUUUCAUUUUCUUAAAUUUUAUUUUUUACAUCAAAGGCUUGACUUUAUAGUAAACUUCACAAAAACAGGAUGUUUCCAGGAUGGCAGCCUAUGCAGCAGGCUUUCAUUCAGCCUCAGUAUCAAAUGAUUCCCAUGCAACAGCAACAGGGAUGGAUUCCACCGGGAAUGCCAAUGCAACCAAUGAUGGGUGGGGUACCUCCAGGAGUUCAAAUGCCAACCCAGUUACCGCCGCCACCUGGAGAAGAAAAUCCACCAUUGCCACCAGAACCCCCACCAGAUGAUGGAUCUGAAGAUACUGAAUUAAAACCAAAAGAUCCGCUUGAAGAAAGGAAGUUACAGAAUUUAAAAAAUCAAGCAGCUCAGUGGCAACAGACCCUACAGAUGCAGCAGCAGUGGGGACCACCUGGGGCUCCAAUGAUGGGAUUUCAGACUCCCUUAGAUUUGAUUAAGAAGGAGGAAGAGGACUUCAAUGCACAGUAUGAGCAAUGGAGGAAACAAUACAAUGACUGGAGAGAACAAAAUAAAUCUCAUCCAAACAAGGAUCAGUUUAAUCAGUACUUACAGCAGUGGCAGACAUAUGAAAAACAGAUGGAGGAGAAGAAGGCAGAUAUACAGAGAAGAAAGGAAGAAGCAAAGAAACAAAUCAAAGAACAAGAAAAAGCUGCAGCUAAAGGACAAUCGUUCUCUGGUGGUCCACCACCAGGAAUGAUGGGUAUGGGGCCCAGGCCAGGCUUUGGUGGACCACCUCCACCAGGACCACCACCAUUUGGGGGCCCUCCACCUCAUGAUGGGCCUAGAGGAAUGGGGCCAAGACCGCCAAUGGGACAAAUGCGGCCAGGUUUUGGAGGCCCUAGAGGAAUGUUCUCAGGUCCAGGUGCACCAGGUCCCCCUCAAUCAGGUUUCCAAGGUCCUCCUCCUAGAGGACCACCUGGACAAGGUAAGCAGAAUGAGGAAUCUGGUUCAUGGCCUAAAGACAAUAUGGGAAGAGGUCGUGGACAGUUUAGGGGUGGUAGAGGUAGGGGCAGAGGCGGAAUGAAUGAUUUUGGUCAUGGUGGUACACCAGAUAAUCAAGAUGUAGAUACAGAAAUGGAGAUUGAAGAGGAUGAAGGUGGUGUUUCUGAGCAAUCUUUGAAAAAGAUGUUUGAGAAUUUAAUGAAUUCAAAUGAUCCCAAAGUGAAUAAAAUGAUGCUAAAACAGAUUAAUGAUGAUGGUCAAGAAAUGCUUGUAAAGCUUGAACUUGCUGCCAAAAUUUUCAUGGAGAAUUAUGUCACUAUGAAUCCAGCUCAGCUGAAUAAAAUGGUGAAAGUUGUUAACAAUAUUGGGGACGAGUCAGUGAUGCUGAAAAAAAUGGGUGGUAUAACACCUGCAAUAUUGAACCGUAUGAAAAGUGAAGUUUUUGAUGAAAUGAGGAGAUUUGGAAUUUCAGUCCCAGAUAGUGGCCCUAUUGGGCGGGGAAGACCAAUGCCUAUUGGAGAGUCAGACAGCGGAAGGGGGAGAGGAGGGCAUCAAAGAGGUGGAAUGCCCUUUAGAGGUAGAGGGAGGGGCAAUUUCCAAGGAAAUAGAUUUGACCAUUCAAAUGAUUUUGAAGAGGAAUCAAGUGAUACUGGUAGAAAUAACCGUUUUGGUAAUGAUACUGCAAAUAAACCUGGGCCAGACAAAAAAGGACCAGUUUCCCUUUUUGACUUAGAAUUCAGUGAACCACCUGCAUUGAAAAAGACUGGUAAAAGUGGUGAAAAUGAGAAAAGUAAUCAAGGGCAAUUUAAAAAGGAGGAGAAAGAAGGGUCUCAAAAUUUUAAUCAAGGCAAUCAACAAUCUGGCAACUUUAUGGGUAGAGGUGGUAGAGGUAUGGGACCAAGAGGGCCACGCCCAAUGAUGGGUCAGCACAUGAGGCCUGGAAUGCGGCCCCCUGGAUUUCCCAUGGGCCCGAGAGGCAACAUGGGCCCUCACGGUAUGAUGGGCCCUAUGGGAGGAAUGCGACAUCCAGGUCAGAUGGGUAUGGGUAUGCCUCCACCUACUCAGCCAGCACAGCCAGAAGUGUUCCAGGGUGAAGUGUUUGAACCCCCACCAGAAGAGGAAAAGAAGCCAGUUAUCACAUCAGCACCUCCCUCAUCAUCCACGGCAUCAUCGUCAGCGUCAUCUACAUCAUCUACAGUCACAUCUUCAACAACGGCAACAACAACUUCUACUACAUCAUCUCCUCAGGUUAAACCAUCACCAAAAGAGGAGAAAGACACUGUCACAAAUAAGGCUGCAAUUAAAGAGAUUAAAUCAUUAAUGGACAUUAAAAUUACUGAAUUUAAAAAAGAGGCAAAACAACAAAAACAGCCAAAUAAUCAAGAAGUGAAAAAGGAUUUUCAAAAUAGUUCAGGGAAUCAAGGAAACAAGUUUAGUGCUAAGAGACCAGAGCCCCCACCAAAGAAACCUGAUUUCCAAGGUCAAGGGGGACAAUUUCAGCAACAAAGUGAACAGGAUACUGGAGCACAAAAUGUGCCUGGUGGGGCCCGAUUUCAGAACUUCAAGAAUCAACCAGAUAAGCAACAAGAACGAGAUAGAAAUCAAAGAGGCCAGUGGGGAAGAGAACAAAAUAACAGUCAAGAAAGAGAAGAAAGUGCUAAUCGUGGGUUUGACAGGGGACGUGGAAGGGGACGUGGUCGAGGCUUUGAUCAGAAUAGAGGAUUUAAUCAAGAUCAAAAUGAUGGUAAUAGAUUUGGAAGAGACAGGAGUAUUGAAAGAGGAAGGAAUGAUAAGUGGGGACAGAAGGGAGGCUUUGAAGGAACAGACCAGGGCGGGCAGUUUGGAGCUCAGGGACAAUUUGGAGCCCAGGGACAGUAUGAAGAUGAAGGCCAAUUUGGAAAUGAAGAACAGUUUGAAGGUCAAAAUCAGUUUGAAGGUCAAGAAGAGUACAAUCAAAUGGAUAACGAGGAAUAUCAAGAUAAUCCAUUUCUUCAGGAAGAUACAGACUUUAGUCAGCAAGAAGAGACCAAAAUUCAAGGGGAGGAUGAAGGGUUUGGACAUGGUCAUUUUGAUGCUGGAGACCAGCAAAGAGAUGAAAGAUUACUUCCUCCACCAGAAGACAGAUUCAGGCCAGAGGAAAGAGGGCGAGGGAUAUACGAUAGAGAAGAGCCGCCACUAAGAAGGGAUGAUCCCUAUGCCAGAUAUCCUUACAGAGACCCUUACCUUGACAGACGGGAUCCCUAUUGGGAUAGAAGAGAUCCUUAUGCUAGACCUGAUCCCUACAGAGAUCCAUAUGAUCCAUAUGCAAGAAGACCAUACGAUGAUCCUUAUAGCAGACGAUUUGAUGACAGGUUUGAUCCCUAUGCUAGAGUCCCCCCUGAGCCGGCAGAGAGAAGUGUGUUCAAGCCUGCAGAGACAAUUGACUAUGGCCAUAAGCCCACUGGUCAAGAUAGAGAGGAAAGAGGCGGGUACCAGGCUCCAGCAGUUAUAGACUAUGCUCAUGGUCAGUCCUCGGACAAUAAUUUCCCACCCCGUGGGGCACCACCAACUUCGUCUUCAGAAAACUUUAGUCAGAGAGCUCCACCUCCAAUGGACAGGAACUUUCCGUCACCCUUUAUCAGCAGAAAUCCUCCAGGGCCACCCCCUGGCCCCCCACCAGGACCCCCUCCUAGGGCAGAGCCCAAAGUAGAGGUUGUCAAGGUUGAGGACAUAUUGUGUACACCUGGACGUUCAAGUAGACCACAACAGAUUGUUGUUGUUGUCCGAGGUUUGCCAGGCUCCGGUAAAACUUACGUCAGCAAACUUAUCAAGGACAAAGAGGUUUCAAAUGGAGGAAGUGCUCCUAGAAUGUUGUGUUUAGAUGAUUAUUUUAUGAUAGAAGUUGACAGAAUAGAAAAAGAUCCAGAAAGUGGAAAACGUGUCAAGAAAAAGGUUUUAGAGUAUGAAUACGAGGCAGAAAUGGAAAGUGCAUAUAGACAGAAUAUGUUAAAGAGCUUUAAAAAGACUAUAGAUGACGGCUUUUUUCCUUUUAUAAUUGUUGAUGCUGUAUUUGAUAGAAUAAAACACUUUGAAGAGUUCUGGAGUUAUGCUAAAUCAAAAGGCUUUCAGGUAUAUGUAGUUGAACUACAAUGUGAUGUUGCGAUCUGCUCUAAGAGAAAUACUCAUAAACGUACCCAAAGAGAGAUAGAGAAGCUUCAGAACAAGUGGGAAGAAACACCAGGACAUUACAUUAAACUAGACAUCAGAACUCUAUUACAGGAAGAUUCUAUUACUGAGGUGGAGAUGGAGGACACAGAGAGUGGGUCAGGACCCCCAGUUGCCGUCGCCAAGAAGCCAAGUGAAGAAGAGGAGGAGGACGAGGCUGUGCCAUUCAAGAAAAGUAAAUGGGAGUUAGAUUUAUCUGAAGGAAAUUUGGACAAACUGGAUGGUUUAAAACAUGACAUGAAGAAGCAUACACAAGUGUCCUCAAAAGCUUCCAUGGAAGAUCUGUUGCAGGUGGCUGAUGAAUACUUCGCCAAACAAAUGAGGGACCCGGGAAAGAAAAGGGUGAGAUGGGCAGAUUUGGAAGAAAGGAAGGAGACGGCAUACCGUCGUGAUGUUGGAUUUGUUGUCGGUCAAACCCAGCAGGAUUGGCAACGUAUGACUGAUCCCCACUAUGCUGAACGACAACUAAACAGAACAAAAUAUUUCUAAAUAAAUACAAGUUUUUAUAUUUUUAAGAUAGGAAGAUAAGAUGAUGCUUGUGGUGUGGUAUGACUGUGUUGGUCCAAGACCGUGAAAGGGACAAUGUUGACAAAGAUGAAAUGUCUAUGUUUUGACUGUGUAUAAAGUGUUUCGAAAAUAUUAAAAUUGUCAGAGGAUGCGCCUAAAUUAAAAGAGAGAAUGGCCCAUUUAUAUACAACAAAUAUAAAUAUUGUGUGUGUGUUCAUGGCGAUAUAAUUGUGUACAUGUAUAACAUUUCAAUUUGAUUUUGUAUGGUGUCUAAAGUAGGUGAUGAACACUAGUAUUGUAGGGAAGCAAUAAGUAGGUAAAAGUAGAAUGUAAGCAUUUUGGUUCUCUUUUAUUUGUUUUGUUAAUUUCAAAUGAAUCGUGUCUCUUAAAUUUUAGUUUACAUGCAAUAUAUUCUGUUCUAGUAAGUAUUUCAACUGUUUCUAUUAGCAGUGAUAAUAAAGAGAAAUUAAGUGAUACAUACACUUUCAGAAUCAAUGUAAUAACAUUUGCAGAUUUAUUAAAAAAUGAUUUUUUGAAGAACAAUUUUUGGAUAUUUUAAUUUGAUUAAAGAAAAGAUUGUUGAGUUGUUUCUUGAAUUGACUUAUACUAAACAGUCCAGUAUCUGUAUUGAAAAUGUAUUAAAUAAACAAGCUUAUUCUGCUACAUUUUACAGGUGCAGUGAAAAUAUAAGUUGUUCAUAGUAUGAAUUCCCUUGAAUUGUUUUGCUUAUCAAUUUAAUGUACAAAAUAUUGCUCCUUCCUUGUAAGGAAUAAUGUAAUACUUUAUCUACAUCGCAAAUAACUUCUUGACAUGGCAUAGUAAUAAUUUGAAAGUGCCACAAAAUUAGUAUCGUCUAUUAUGAUUUUAACAAUAAAUUACAGGUGUUUGAGUUAAUUGCAUCCAAACGUUUUUAUCAUGUACAUUGUAUGCUUUUUACAAUAUUAUAGAUGUCGUACUGUUGUUGAAUAAAAUUAUAGAGUGGUUA
This is a messenger RNA of Ruditapes philippinarum (Manila clam), 5696 nucleotides long. RefSeq lists its product as uncharacterized. NCBI's taxonomy places the organism in Eukaryota, Metazoa, Mollusca, Bivalvia, Venerida, Veneridae. The transcript is spliced from 23 exons. The record is from RefSeq and is a predicted model, not a curated record. Gene Ontology annotation, biological process: regulation of telomere maintenance. The coding region runs from base 116 to 4693 and encodes 1525 amino acids. Gene Ontology annotation, cellular component: nucleus.